Molecule: messenger RNA, 1627 nt
Organism: Lactuca saligna
Lineage: Eukaryota; Viridiplantae; Streptophyta; Magnoliopsida; Asterales; Asteraceae
Source: the annotation of a GenBank genome assembly
AUGGGAGAAAUUUCGGGUUGUCACAGGUGGCGACUGCAACCCACUUCCAUCCGUUACCGAUUGAAUGGCAACAUUACGCGAUGGUCUCCGUCUUCAGCAGCACCGGAGAGACACAACGAAGGCUCGGUGGUUGGAGGAGCAAGGGAGAAUGGGUGGCGACCAAUGGUUGGGAGGCAUAAAGGGGGUGCGAGUGACGGCUGCAUCAUAAGGGGCUUAGGGUUAGGGUUUGAUGGACCCCUACAGGUGGCUAUGGCAAGUUCAACGGCGUUGAAUUUGGAGGAUUUUCAGUCGGUAGAUCUAAUGACGGAGCUGCUUCGUCGUAUGAAAUGCUCUACCAAACCUGACAAACGCCUCAUUCUCGUCGGACCCCCUGGAUCUGGUAAAGGCACCCAGUCACCAAUAAUCAAGGAUGAAUACUGUCUAUGCCACCUGGCAACAGGUGAUAUGCUAAGAGCUGCUGUUGCUGCAAAAACCCCUCUUGGAAUCAAAGCAAAAGAGGCUAUGGACAAUGGACAACUGGUUUCUGAUGACUUAGUAGUUGGGAUAAUUGAUGAAGCUAUCAACAAACCUUCAUGUCAAAAAGGUUUCAUUCUUGAUGGAUUCCCAAGAACAGUGGUCCAGGCAGAAAAGCUUGAUGAGAUGCUUGAAAGUAGAGGGGUGAAAGUUGACAAAGUGCUAAACUUUGCAAUAGAUGAUGCAAUCUUAGAGGAGAGGAUUACUGGCCGUUGGAUCCAUCCUUCAAGUGGUCGGAGUUAUCACUCAAAAUUUGCACCCCCUAAAGUUCCUGGCGUAGAUGAUGUGACUGGAGAGCCUUUGAUUCAACGGAAAGACGACACAGCAGCUGUGCUAAAGUCAAGACUCGAAGCAUUCCAUAAACAGACUGAGCCAGUUAUUGAUUAUUACAAGAAGAAAAACAUUGUUGCAAACCUUCACGCAGAAAAACAUCCACAAGAUGUUACAGCUGAGGUCCAGAAAGUGCUCUCAUGAGAUGAUAUAUGCACAAUUCCUUUUUUUUUUUAGUAUUUGUACGAAUGUGGUUUUGGAUUUGAGUCCUUUUCCUUUUUUGUCUAUCACUUUUUUUUUCGGACUAAUCUAUGUAUUACGAGAGCAAUUAUAUGUAGGAACAAAUAAAAUACAAAUACACAUCUAGACUUCAUAGAAUAGUUGAUUUAGAGUUCAAACGUUGGAGUUCAAACGUUAAUUUUUUUUUUGGAUUUCAUACUUCGCUACAAAUAAUAAGCACAUGAUUGAUCCAUAAACUUUUUUAUUUAACAUAUAUAACACGAGUUCCUGGUGCUUGAAAUUAACACAUUUGUAAGAUGACCAGUUCCGUUUGUUAAAUUAAGGAGGUUUGAUCAUCAACGUAGAUUUAACCUUAGCAUCUUUGGGGAUCCAAGUCAAGCUUGUACACAAAUUUUUUUUGAUAAAAACCAUGGCAAUUUAUUUUCCUUUGGACUUUUCAGGUAAAAAGAGGAAACCUUUGAAAAUUUGAACUUAUAAGAUUGGUUGGAGCUCCUCAAGAAGAAGAGACUCUCCAAAAAUAGGCGUAUGCCACUAUAGGCAGCGCGCACACGGUAUUCUUUAGUAAAAGGCGAAAGAAUAGUUCGCUUUGUGCUCACUGCAUGGC